CCCAGGAGCCAGACGCGCCAGACCUUCCCAAGAUGGCGGCGGCGGCGCGCAGGGGGCGGGGUUCCGCCGCCGGGGGCGGGGCAGGCCAGCCAAGGGGUCGGGCUUGCGGGCGGGCCCCACCGAGGUGGGCAGCCCCAGCGCGCCUGCGCGGAGCGGCCCUGCGCGCAGUGAGGCAGUGGCGGGGGAAGGCACCGGCGGGGCCGACAGGAGGCUUGAAGGAGGGAAGCGGGCGAGCGGAGUCCCAGCGCGCGCCGCGGCCGCCCGGGCGCCCUCCCCUUCCGGGCGUGAGGCGCCGUGUGGAGCCGAGCGGACCCGCCGCCCCAGCCCGGCCCUGCCCCGGCUCCAGCGCUCCCGUCGCGGGGGCCCGCGUUCCUCAGCACACCCGGCUCCAGGCGCCCCCAGAGCCUGCCCCCGGCCCUCCGAAAGCCCCGGCGCCGGCCCGGGCCCUCGGCGGGAGGAUGACGGAGCUGCAGUCGGCGCUGCUACUGCGAAGACAGCUGGCAGAACUCAACAAAAAUCCAGUGGAAGGCUUUUCAGCAGGUUUAAUAGAUGACAAUGACCUUUACCGAUGGGAAGUCCUUAUCAUUGGUCCCCCUGACACACUUUAUGAAGGUGGUGUUUUUAAGGCUCAUCUCACUUUCCCAAAAGAUUACCCCCUCCGGCCUCCUAAAAUGAAAUUCAUUACAGAAAUCUGGCACCCAAAUGUUGAUAAAAAUGGCGAUGUAUGCAUCUCCAUUCUUCAUGAGCCCGGCGAAGACAAAUACGGGUACGAAAAGCCAGAGGAACGCUGGCUCCCUAUUCACACUGUGGAAACCAUCAUGAUCAGUGUCAUUUCCAUGCUGGCAGACCCGAAUGGAGACUCCCCUGCCAACGUGGAUGCUGCGAAAGAAUGGAGGGAAGACAGAAAUGGAGAAUUCAAAAGGAAAGUUGCCCGCUGUGUAAGAAAAAGCCAAGAGACUGCUUUUGAGUGACAUUUAUUCAACAGCUGUGACUUCACUUACUUCAGGGGUCUCCAACUGAGAAACACGGCACUGUUUCCCUGCACUCUACCCACCUAUCGCUGGACUUCUGUCGUAACAAGUUGGCAGACACUGGCUGGAAGUGGGCUGCGAUAGAACAUGCCAGUAUCAGUGCUGACACAAGAGCCUAACAAGUGCCAACUUACAGAUGAUUACGCAUUUUGAAUUCUAAUGAACUGUUUUAACCUUCAGGAAGAAUUGUAAAGACCUGUACAUAGCACAACAUGAUCCGGAUAAUAUAUAUACUAUUCAUGUACAUCCACAGAUACACCUUGUACCAAAUAAUGCUUUCUUGUAGUAGAAUAAGAAUCGUGUAAAUUCUAAAAGAUUUUAGCAGGUUUUCUUUCCCUAUUCAUUGCUUCUUAUCAGUUUUAAAAGACUCCUUAAAGCAUGUCAGAUGAAAAACAAUUAGGAUUACAAGUUUCCAUUUAAUUUCCUUUAAACCAUUGAGGCUUCAUUAAACUCUUUUCACUUACUAAACUUUUGUAUCUUCUUUGUUUUGACACACUCCCCUUUGCUUUUAUCUCUUCUAUCUGCCAGAAAGUUUUCAAAUCAUUUAGUUCCAAUACUGAAAUACUUAAUAAGCAACUACUUGAUUUUUAAUGAUGACUUCAGAGGAGUGGUCAUCACCAGGUGCUUUGUCCUUUUGUACCCUAGUUGUACCGUCUCUUGGGUUGGUUGUAGCAAUAACAUGUUUUGGCUGUUGAGAGCUCUUGAACUCAGUCAUUAUCCCUGAGAACUAAAAAGAGUCAGUUCAGAAUCCAACUUAACUGAAAUUUGCCCCACAUGGUGCAGAAGUCUGGUUUGGUUUUGCUUUUGCCCCCCAGUUCCCUGCCAUUAAGGUCGGGUGGGUUACGGUGUGCACUGCGCAGGCUUUCUGCGUCACUUGCAGGUUUGCGAGGACAGACGCUGUUGACCCCGUGUCCCCUUCUCCUGAGCCCUUCGUGUUUCUUUGCCUCUACUCUUCUAUACUGCAGGUUUUUUCUCACUUAUUGUACAAAGAAAUUGCGAUGUAUAUUUUCAUGUAAUUUGAUUUUGGAAUUCUGUCACCUUAUGUAGUGAGUUCUUCCAAAAUACAAUUUUUUUCCAAUAA
Molecule: messenger RNA, 2112 nt
Organism: Neofelis nebulosa (Clouded leopard)
Lineage: Eukaryota; Metazoa; Chordata; Mammalia; Carnivora; Felidae
Gene: UBE2G1
Product: ubiquitin conjugating enzyme E2 G1
Exons: 6
Coding region: 33-971 (312 amino acids)
Biological process (GO): proteasome-mediated ubiquitin-dependent protein catabolic process; protein polyubiquitination
Molecular function (GO): ubiquitin conjugating enzyme activity
Source: RefSeq, a predicted model, not a curated record